AUGGGAGUACGUGGUCUGACUGGCUUUAUAGCCCGCAAUGCUGAGAAAUAUUUGACACCCUACGAGCUGCAUGACACCAAUUUGUUAAUCGAUGGUGAUAACUUGGCCUGCAAUUUGUAUAAAGAUGCUACGGGUAUUAAUUCGGCCUUUGGAGGCGACUAUGAUAAUUUCUAUCGGGCAGUGGUGAACUUCUUUGUGGUGUUGGCCGAAUGCAACAUCAAACCCUAUGUCCUGAUGGACGGGGGCUAUGAACAACGUAAAUUGCGUACGGUGGGUAAACGUAUGCGCGGUAAGAUAUCGGUUAUAAAACGUAUAAAUCCCAAUGCUUCCAUUACGGUGUUCCCGCUAAUGAUGAAGGAGGUGUUUGUCGAUGCUGUAAGGGAUUGUAAUGUACCGGUGAUGCGUUGUGUUUUUGAGGCCGAUGAUGAAUUGGCCGCCUUGGGAAGGAAACUUAAUUGUCCAGUGUUGAGUUAUGAUUCCGAUUUCUAUAUCCAUAAUGUAAGAUAUAUCCCCCUGAUCACAUUGACUGUGAAGACCCAUACAAAAACCUAUAAAGAAAAGGAGGAUGAGGAUGGGGAUUCCGAAAGAAAAUUGCGUAAAACUGAGGCGAAGAAAUUGGAUAAACGUACAAGGAAUAAUCGUGUAAUGGAUACGAUUGUUGUGGACAACAAGGAGAGGAAGCAGCGCAAGGGGAAAUCGUAUAAAUACUUGGACUGCUGUAUGUAUCGUGUGGAGAAUCUAAUUGCCCGUGGAUCAUUGAGUAAAGAAAAAUUGCCCUUGUUUGCUGCCCUCUUGGGUAAUGAUUAUAUAUCGCGAUCGGCAUUUAAAAAUUUCUAUAUGUCGGGUAUGGUGAAAAUUGGUCGAGGCCGUAAACCAAAUCAUCAGCAGAGGCGUAUACGUCUCAUACUCAAAUGGCUGAAAGAUGAAACUUCCGAAUCGGCAAUGAAUAAAAUUAUGUCACGAUUACAAAAGAAUCAAAGACAAUCUUUAAUGGCCCAAGUGGAAGCAGCCAUAAGUGGUUAUUCCAAUGAGCAGUGCCGUUCAUAUGAUUUUUUCAAGAACCAUUAUGAACAUGUCUUUGAAGACUUUAUGGAGGGCAAUGAAGAUGACGUGGAGGACAGUGAAGAUGAUUCAAAUUAUGAAUUGGAGGAGGAAGACGAUGAAGAUUAUACAGAAGAGGAGGAAGAAGAAAAUGACAAUGAAGAAACCACUGCAAUUGUGGACAAUGAAGAAGAAGUGUCCGAAAUUGUGGAGGCCACUGAAGAGAAAUCCGAAAAUUCCGAGGAAUCGUCAGAAUCCGAUGAUGAUGGGGAGGAGAACGGAGAACAAGAUGAUACAAAUGAUAUAAUUUCCAAAUUUCCCCAAUGGUUCCUAGACAAAUUAUAUCCCGCCAAUUUACCGCGAUUUUUCGUAGAUCUAAUGCAUCUACGUAAAUAUAUAAAUAAUCCACAAAUUGAACAUUAUCCCUAUAAUGAUUGCAAUGAAAUUGCCGUGCCAAUAUUAACUCUGAUAUACUCCCUGCUAAAUAAUGUCAAAGGCGAGGAAUUUGAGGAGAGAGUCAAUGAAGAUGGCAGCAUAAGGCAUUUGUUUUAUACCUACUUGACCAGAGCUACUAGAGUAACGAAUAUACAAUAUGUUCAUGUGGAAAUUAAGGAGAAACCAAAAUAUGAAUUUGUACCGGAGAACCCCAAUCCAUUACUGUUCCAAACAGUUUUCGAACAAAAAAUGCCAGAAUUACAAAGUGCUGUACUGUUCCAGGAAAUUGAAAAAUUGCCCGAAGAUUUACGGUUAUAUUUCCUGGCAAUUGUCUAUUGGAUGCACAAGUCCCAACAUUGUGAUUUAAUACACCUACACGCUUUAAUAGUAUGUUUGGUGGUACUAAGGACCAUCGAUUCAAAAAUACCACCCGAACGAGACAUCAAAACUUUCAACAAACGUUUCGGUAAAAUAUUAAAAAAAGAACGGCAAGUACGAGAUAAAGAAGCUGCCGAGGGCAUAAAACGUACCAUACGAGAUGAUUUGAAAACUCUUCCCAUACCCGAACGUAUACAAUUUAUACCGAAAUCCGAUUGUUAUCUCGUACAAAAUGAACUGCUAAAACAUUUUCACAUGCAGGAGUUAUUCAAAAAGAAAUAUGAUUUAUUUUCAAGUACGGUAUUGCAUGCCUUUGCCGAGUUGCAAUCUGUUGUCUUCCAAUUACACUCACUCAGUGCAUUACUGGCAUUUCCCUAUCAAGCACCACAAAUGUGUCAACUCUAUUGUGGUACAUUUCUGUACAACCUUUACGAUUUGUUUCGCAAUCGUUUAGAUAUUGAAUAUUAUAUUCGUAAUUUCAUAUUUAAAGAUUCACAAAUGAUGUUUGAUUUCUAUAAAUUUUUAUGGCAAUGGUGUGAGCAGUUUAUACCCACAUGGAAGCGUACGGCGGAACAGCAAUCAACGAAAUCGGUUAAUAAGAAAAUCGCCAAAAAGAAACGUCAAUUGGAAAGAAAGAAAGCUGCACAAGAAGUAGCUGAAACGGUUGAUCCUUAUGCAGAUAUGCUAAGUAGUACGGGAGAAGGUGAAGAUGAAUUCAUCGAUUUAAAUAAUAAAUUUUGUACAAUGUUAAAAGUUAGCUAGUAAUUCAUAGAAUG
Musca vetustissima is the source of this 2630-nucleotide messenger RNA. It is a transcript of the gene ast, whose product is annotated as protein asteroid. Bases 1 to 2616 code for a protein of 871 amino acids. Lineage: Eukaryota; Metazoa; Arthropoda; Insecta; Diptera; Muscidae. The transcript is spliced from 2 exons. The record is from RefSeq and is a predicted model, not a curated record.